This is a messenger RNA of Vitis riparia (riverbank grape), 1426 nucleotides long. Its product is annotated as nuclear pore complex protein NUP43. Gene Ontology annotation, cellular component: nuclear pore outer ring. The record is from RefSeq and is a predicted model, not a curated record. NCBI's taxonomy places the organism in Eukaryota, Viridiplantae, Streptophyta, Magnoliopsida, Vitales, Vitaceae. The coding region runs from base 52 to 1125 and encodes 357 amino acids. The transcript has 5 exons. Gene Ontology annotation, molecular function: protein binding.
UUCCCACUCCCCAGCGUUUCAAACCCAUAAACCCUACCAUAAACCCCAAUAAUGGCGACAACAAAAGCACCUCCAUCACAUUCCCUCCAAAUCCACCGCCUUCCGCAAUCUCAAUACAUUGACGCAGUCCGCUUCCUCCCAGCCUUCUCUGGCUUGGACCGCUUCGCCGUCCUUGCCCUCUUCGAUACUCACUCCAGCUCACCCUCCCUCCAAAUCCACUCCCUCCCCAAGUCAACCCCUCCAUCCCUCAACCUCCAAUCCUCCCUCUCCCUCUCCUCCCGUGUCUCUUCUCUCUCCCUCUCCCUCUCCGCCCACAAACCCCUCAUAGCCGCCUCCACCUUCUCCGGCUCCCUCCACAUCCUCCUCCUCGAUUUCGAUACUUCCGUUCAAUCGGAGUUUUCAGUGCCCGAGAAGUCGUUACAUGUUGGAGCAAUUUCUUGUGUUGAUUUGCAGGAGAGUGGAGUGGAGUGCGUGAGUGUUGGGGAGGAUGGGAGGGUGAAUUUGGUGGCUUUUGGAGAUGGAUCCAGGUUGAGUUAUAGAAGGGUUUGGGAUAGCGAUGGGUUGGUUUCUUACACGGCGGCCAAGUGGGCGUCUCCAACGGAGUUUGCUACGGGGGGGUUUGGGUUUGGGCUUCAGUGGUGGGAUCUGAGGAAACCUGGUGGCCCGGUUUCGCAGUUCAAGGGUAACUGGACUCAAAGAACAACAUCUGGGAUUGUACACUCCAUUGAUAUUCAUCCAUCCCGAAAACACACUUGUCUGGCAGGAGGGUCUUUAGGUACAGUAUUUGCCUGGGAUCUUCGAUGGCAGCAACAGCCAAUUAUUCUUUCUGGGGUUGGCACGAGCGAGGUAGCAACCCAUUCACCCUGUGAAAGUGAGGUAUGGGAGGUCAAGUAUGACCCUUACAUGCAGACUUCUAACUUUGGGAACAUGUCAUCCUCACGGAUCUUACCUGCUAUGCUUUGCUCAGAAGAUGGGAUCCUUGCUGUUGUAGAACAAGGUGAGGAACCCAUUGAGCUCCUGGCAGAGCCCUGUGCCAUCAACAGCUUUGACAUUGAUAGACAAAACCCCACCGAUGUGAUUUGUAGUUUGGAGUGGGAAUCCAUAGCCAUCUUGAGCAGGCCAUAGUUCCAGAAUUGGGCAUGAAUUGUAGCAUAAGUUGGAACAUUGUCUCUAUAUUUUUCCAGUCACUGAGGUGUCUUCAAGGAUGGAAACAGCAUGACACAGUCAGUUUGUAUUGCUAAAGUAUGUUGAAUAGUGUUGGGAAAACAAACCUCAAUGCUUUUGUAGUUAGCUUUUCAUUCGAUAGAAAAGAUAUUGUGCCUCAGCAAGGCACUUCAAAUGUAUCCAAUCCAUUUUGCUUUGUGUGCAAGAACAUGAAAACCCAAAUUUGACGUUGAAGUAGAAGUAGAAAUAAUUAUGACUAUUA